This is a messenger RNA of Adineta steineri, 1635 nucleotides long. The record is from the annotation of a GenBank genome assembly. NCBI's taxonomy places the organism in Eukaryota, Metazoa, Rotifera, Eurotatoria, Adinetida, Adinetidae.
AUGAUUCCAGCAACUCAAUCUAUGUAUUCAUCUGAUUCCUAUAAUCCUCAAUAUCUUGACAGUCGCUUAGAUAAUCCAAUAAUACAACCAUCCGCACAGCGACUCUUAUCACGGUCAGUUAUAUCAUCAUCAAAUUAUGAACAAUUAACUAAACAACCAACAACAAAAUCAGACAGAUUACUAACUAAUAUUAAUACAAAUCAAGGUUUGCCAGAUGAUGAUAUUACUCAAAAAGUUAACAACAAUCAAGAAAAAUCUGUUCUACGUGAUCCAGCUGGAAGAAAUAUUCCAAAAUUAAUUAUGAAUGAUAAUCUUAAUAAUCAAGCUUUUCAUUCCACAACACAUUCGCUUUCGAAUUUUGAUAAUAAACAUAUCGAAUCAUAUAAACAUUUCGAACCAAAUAAACAUAUCGAAGCUAAUAGAUAUAUGGAAUCAAAUAAACCUUUCGAAUCAAAUAAACCUCUCGAAUCGAAUAAACCUUCAGCUAGUUACGCAAAUCAAUAUCUAUCUAGUAAAGUUAAACCACAACCAACAUCAACAGAAAUAAAUAAAAAACAACAACAACAACAACAACAACCAGUAUCAACAGAAGUAAAUAAACAACAACAGCCAGUAACAAAAGUUGUAGAAGAAGAUACAAAACCAAUAAAUGGAUAUUGGAAAACAGGAACACUAUUUAAUAAACAAGGAGUUGUAGCAAUUGGACCUAUUAUAUAUGAUGACAAUUCCUAUGUAGGACCAUUUGGUUUAAAUCAAACAGGUGCAUACAUAUUCUAUAUUGGUAUGACCGUAUUUAUAUUUCUAGCUGGAAUAUUUUUAAUUAUGUGUCUUGUUUUUUAUGGUCAAAAAUAUCCUGAUCCAACAAAAAAUAGUGGUACGUUAGCUGGUAUUGGUAUAUGUGCAUUUGCAUUUUAUCUUGGUAUACAGAUAAUAUUAAUUGGUUUAUGGUAUCAAAAAUAUCGACAAGAACAUCCGAAAAAGAAAAUUCCUCAUCAAAAACCACGAUUAAUGUAUACACCAUAUGGAUAUUAUUUAUAUCCACAAUAUUUCUCAGAUAUCAAUGAACAAUUACAUAUGCAACAAUAUGGUACAUUAAAAACUGAACCAGAUACUAAAACUGUUCCAUUGACAAAACCUGUUGAAGUUAUAUCAGCAAAAUCUGAAGUAAAUAAUAUGAGAACAAUUUCAGAUAAUAAAGAACAACCGAUUAUUUUAUCAAAACCUGAAUUUUACUAUAUGGAAUCAGUUUCAGAUACAGUCGAACCAGUAUCAUCCAUUGAACAGAAAAUAAAUGAGAAAAUUGAUUCAACGAAAACUCUUUCUACCGGAACAAAACAAAAUACUGGCAAAUCUUCAACAGAGGUGGAUAUAUCAAAAAAGAACAAACAAACGAAACCUAUCGAUAAUAAAACGAUAAUCUCGUCGUCAAAUGAUCGUCGUACAGUGGUAACUGAAUCUCAUCCACCUCCAUCAGUUUCACAGAUUGUUUCGAAAACACAUGAAGAUACAUCCAGUGAUUUACAAAUAGAAGAUAUUAAAGCUGAUAAUCAACGUACAAAAAUAAAAAACAGUAAAUUAUCAUCGGGAAAAAUAAUGACAAAUGCUUUUUAUGAUGAAAUGUUUAAUAACAUGUAA